AUGGAUCCUUUACUCCUCAAUGCAAUUCAGCGUAGACACUCAAACAACAACCCAACUUUGAUGCCUUGCAACAAUAGUGGUGAAAAUAGGAUUUCCUUUGAGGCAUUUUUUACAGGUUGGUUAAUUAGGCAAAAGAACUACCUUGACCGGCUCAUUUCUGCUCAAAACAACUUCCAAAACAUUUCCGAGCUGGAAUUAAGUUCACUAGUCUCUCAGACCCUCACUCACUACCAACAAUACUAUGCCGCCAAAGUCGAGGCUGCUGGCUUUGACGUGUUUGCAAUGUUCGCACCCCCAUGGUUCAGCUCUUAUGAACUUACUUACCUAUGGAUAACGGGGUUCAAACCAAGUCUAGCUUUCAAAAUACUCGACAAGUCUGUUGAUCAAGAUGAGCUCACUGAUGAACAACUUGACGCGUUGUGUCGCUUGAGGGUGGAGACGAGAGCCGCUGAGAGAGAACUAAACAAUGAGAUGGCCAGAGUUCAAGAGAGCUGGGGGUUGCCACCCUUGGUAAAUCUAGCAUUGAAGAAUCCUGCUAAAAUACGUGUCGACGGUGAGACAGUACAUGCGGCGAUGCAGACACUGACAGAGGAGAUGGAAACUCUAGUUGCAAGUGCUGAUUACAUUAGAAUGAUGACUGCGAGGAAGAUCGUUGAGCUACUUAGUCCAGUUCAGAGUGUGAGGUUUUUAGCUGCUGCUACUCAACUUCAAAUUAACAUUCGUAAGCUGGGUUUGCAAAGAGAUGCAGAGAGAGGUCGAGGAAUUACGAGGAGUGCUCAAGAAUGA
Papaver somniferum (opium poppy) is the source of this 786-nucleotide messenger RNA. RefSeq names its product protein DOG1-like 4. The record is from RefSeq and is a predicted model, not a curated record. Gene Ontology annotation, molecular function: sequence-specific DNA binding. The transcript has a single exon. Lineage: Eukaryota; Viridiplantae; Streptophyta; Magnoliopsida; Ranunculales; Papaveraceae. Bases 1 to 786 code for a protein of 261 amino acids. Gene Ontology annotation, biological process: DNA-templated transcription.